UCCGCUCGAGAAGCGAGAACGGGAGCCCGAACGGCCCCGCGGCGCGCGGUUGUAGGACGUGAUUAAAAGGCGCGUGGUCUGCUCUUACAGUUCCUCCUCUGGUCACAGCUCUCUGUGGCGCGUGGUGCUGUCAGUCAGUGGCGUCGGCAGGAGCGGCUGUUCACCUCUGUUCUGCUGCUGUGUGUGUCGAGUGUAUGUGUGGCUUGCGCGUGAACAGGCAGAAUUCAAGAACAAGCAGGCCCGCGCAAACUAGCAAGAAAGGCAGGCAGGCAGGGCAGAGAGGCAGCCCGUGAGCACUCAGCUAACAGCCAUACGGUACCCUGCGAGCGAUGGUCACGUCCACCCCAGGGAUCUUUCUGCUGCCGAUGCUAAUAUGUUUCCAGCACUGCAUUGACGCCCACGGUACUAAAACAGAAUGUGAGGCCAGCCAGUUUCGGUGUGGAAACGGUCGUUGUAUCCUGUCCGUGUGGCAGUGUGACGGCGAUGAGGACUGCACUGAUGGAAGCGACGAGAACUCCUGUGUGAAAAAAACGUGUGCAGAGGUGGACUUUGUGUGUCAAAAUGGCCAGUGUGUCCCGCAGCGGUGGCACUGUGAUGGGGAGCCGGACUGCGAGGACGGGUCUGACGAGAGCAUAGAAAUCUGCCAUAUGAGGACGUGUCAUAUGAACGAAUUUAGCUGCGGAGCAGGCUCUACCCAGUGUAUCCCUGUCUUCUGGAAAUGUGACGGAGAAAAGGACUGUGACAAUGGAGAGGAUGAGGUCAACUGUGGGAACAUCACCUGUGCUCCAAAUGAGUUCACAUGCACCAGCGGCCGCUGUAUCUCUCAGAAUUUUGUGUGCAACGGUGAAGAUGACUGUGGCGAUGGUUCAGAUGAGGUGGAGUGCGCUCAGUCCUCGUGUGGUCCCAGUGAGUUCCAGUGUGGCAACUCCUCUUGAUUCCCGGCCAGCUGGGUGUGUGAUGAUGACGUUGACUGCCAGGACCAAUCAGAUGAGUCUUUGUCACAUUGUGGCCGUCACCCGACGCCACCAAGCAAGUGUUCAGCAAGUGAAAUGCAGUGCCGCUCAGGAGAAUGUAUCCAUAAAAAGUGGAGGUGUGACGGAGACCCUGACUGCAAGGAUGGCAGUGAUGAAGCCAACUGUCCUGUACACACCUGUGGACCGGAUCAGUUCAAAUGUGAUGAUGGGAAUUGCAUCCUGGGCAGCAGACAGUGUAACGGCCUCAGAGACUGCACUGAUGGAUCAGAUGAAGUUGACUGCAAAAAUGUUACUCAGUGUAAUGGCCCGGAGAAGUUCAAGUGUCGCAGUGGGGAUUGUAUCGAGAUGAGCAAAGUGUGCAACAAGAUUCGAGACUGUCCCGACUGGAGCGACGAACCCAUCAAAGAAUGCAAUUUGAAUGAAUGUCUCCUGAACAAUGGUGGCUGCUCUCACAUCUGCAAAGACAUGGUAAUUGGCUUCGAGUGUGACUGCACACCUGGACUGCAGCUCAUUGACCACAAGACGUGUGGAGACAUCAAUGAGUGUCUGAACCCUGGAAUCUGUAGCCAGAUCUGCAUCAACCUGAAGGGAGGAUACAAGUGUGAAUGUCACAAUGGCUACCAGAUGGAUCCAACCACUGGAGUCUGUAAGGCUGUUGGUGAGUCGGCAGCCUGGCAAUUCACUAACCGUCGUGACAUCCGUCGUUUGGGUCUAGAGAGGAAGGAGUACACUCAAAUUGUGGAGCAGCAGAGGAACGCAGUUGCUCUGGAUGCAGACUUUGACCGACAGAUGAUUUUCUGGGCUGACCUGGGUCAUAAGGCCAUAUACAGCACUGUGCUUGACAAACGAGGGGACACUACCACUCACAGCAAAGUGAUAGAUGACGUUCAGACUCCUGUGGGAAUCGCUGUGGACUGGAUCUAUAAAAACCUGUACUGGUCUGAUCUUGGCACAAAAACGAUAUCUGUAGGAAAUUUCAAUGGAACCAAACGGAAAGUUCUGUUCAACAGAGACCUCAAAGAACCAGCCUCCAUUGCUGUGGAUCCACUGUCUGGGUUUCUGUACUGGUCUGACUGGGGUGAGCCUGCCAGGAUUGAGAAGUCUGGCAUGAAUGGAGUGGACAGACAGGUUCUGGUGGCAACAGACAUCCAGUGGCCUAAUGGAAUCACUUUGGAUCUGAUCAAAGGCAGGUUGUACUGGGUUGAUUCUAAGCUUCACAUGCUCUGUAGCGUCGACCUGAAUGGAGACAACAGGAAAAAAAUACUGCAAUCUUCAGAUUACUUGGCUCACCCCUUUGCUCUCACUGUUUUUGAGGAUCGGGUUUUCUGGACAGAUGGUGAAAAUGAAGCUAUCUAUGGUGCAAACAAGUUCACAGGCUCUGAUGUGGUGAUACUGGCCAGCAACCUGAACGACCCCCAGGACAUUAUAGUGUACCAUGAGCUGAUCCAGCUGUCGGGUACUAACUGGUGCACAGAGAGAGGUGAAAAUGGUGGCUGUAGCUACAUGUGCCUGCCUGCGCCACAAAUCAACAAACACUCCCCCAAAUACACCUGUGUUUGUCCAGAGGGACAAGAGCUGGCUGGUGAUGGCUUACGCUGCAGACCUGACCCUUCUACCAGAGGUCCCUCAAAGGAUGAUGAAAAAGCUCUAAUAAAGCCACCCCCAGAAGCCAAUGUGAGCACAUCAAUCCAGGUGAAUUCCACAGCCAGAGGGUCUGCUGCUGCUUGGGCCAUACUGCCUGUCUUGCUGCUGGCAAUGGCAGCAGCAGGUGGGUACCUUAUGUGGAGAAACUGGCGGCUGAAGAACCAGAAGAGCAUGAAUUUUGAUAACCCUGUUUACCUAAAGACCACAGAGGAAGACCUGAACAUUGACAUCACCCGACAUGGCGCAAAUGUAGGACACACCUAUCCUGCGAUUUCAAUAGUGAGCACAGAAGAUGAUCUGUCCUGAUCUAGUGGUUUCUUACGGCAGCCCAUAGUGUCACACGGUGUUCAUGCCGAUGGUUCUCCAUAGCAGCAGCCUUUAGAGUACGACCACAUGCCUUCUGAAGUGCAUUAUGCCAUUAUCUGUGGUGAGGAUGACUGGAGGAAAUGUUAUUUAUUAUAGGAAUACUACAAUGAUUUGUCACUUUUUAUUCAGUAUUAUGAAUUUUUUUUUUCCUUUUUGGGGGGCUCUCCCAAGGAAGGGGUCAACAGUCUUCACAACAGGUGAAAAACGGCUUUUUUUUUUUUUUUCUUUUAUAGCCUUGUAUGGCACAGACAGAUCGACUCUGCUGGGCAGGAUCUGAGCUGUCAGUAUCCAACACAUUGGGUUCAAGGCUCUAUUUCUUUACUCCUCUGAAUAGGCUCAGAUGUGUGAAUAUUUAUGUACGAUCAUGUUUGGGCUGCAGUAUGUUAAAGAUGUAAGUUUUCCUUAAUUUUUGUGGGUUGUUUCCUACAACAAGCAGCUUUCAUUAUUAUUGAAGUGGUACAAGUAUCACAAUGGUUGGCAUUUGUAAAACAUUGUACAUAUGGACCCAUCCCUCAGACAUGACUGUCAAUCAGGACUCUCCAAUGCACUUUGAACAAAUGUUGUGUAAAUAAGAUUGUAUACAUUUGACUUGAGAAAUUUUUUGCUAUGGUUGGGCAUUGUACCAGGGUUGGAUCAGAUGUAUUUAACAUGAAAUAAAAACACAAACUGACUUUGGUAAAACUAUUUUGUAUGUUUGUGUGCUGUUGCUGUGAACAUUUUCUAGCAUUGUACAGUGAGGGGAACACAAACUUAACAGCUGUGUAUCUGUGAAGAAACAAUUUGCAAAUCCAGAAAUAAAACCUAAUCUACAACAUUGUUCAAAA
Messenger RNA from Monopterus albus (swamp eel), 3808 nucleotides. It is a transcript of the gene vldlr, whose product is annotated as very low density lipoprotein receptor. Lineage: Eukaryota; Metazoa; Chordata; Actinopteri; Synbranchiformes; Synbranchidae. Gene Ontology annotation, molecular function: calcium ion binding; hormone binding; protein binding. The record is from RefSeq and is a predicted model, not a curated record. The transcript is spliced from 20 exons. Gene Ontology annotation, cellular component: signaling receptor complex; plasma membrane; apical plasma membrane. Gene Ontology annotation, biological process: receptor-mediated endocytosis.